Messenger RNA from Prunus mume (Japanese apricot), 1952 nucleotides. Its product is annotated as protein NRT1/ PTR FAMILY 2.13-like. The record is from RefSeq and is a predicted model, not a curated record. Gene Ontology annotation, molecular function: transmembrane transporter activity. Gene Ontology annotation, biological process: transmembrane transport. Lineage: Eukaryota; Viridiplantae; Streptophyta; Magnoliopsida; Rosales; Rosaceae. Gene Ontology annotation, cellular component: membrane.
CCAACUUACAUUACAGAGGGAGAAAGAUGGCGAGGGAAAAGUGCUUCUUAAACCUUUCUUCUGAUGAGUCUUCUGAAUCCUCCGACGCAUUGUUGCCAGAAAAAGAUGACCAUCUAGACUUGCUAGAUUCAAGUAGCGCAAUCCAAACAAAGCCUGGAUGGAAGGCCAUGCCAUACAUCCUAGCUAAUGAAUCAAUUGAGAAGAUGGCAACAUAUGGGCUGACAACAAAUUUUAUGGUGUAUUUGGUGAGGGAGUAUCACAUGGAUCAGGUUUCUGCUGCCAACAUUCUCAACAUUUGGACCUGCGGCUACUCUUUAUUGACAAUCGUUGGUGCCUCAGUUGCUGAUAUCUAUCUUGGCAAAUUUCUCACCAUUGCUCUGGCUUCCCUUGCAACUCUCGUGGGGAUGGUAACAAUAACUCUGACAGCCUUUGUGCCACAAUUAAGACCUCCACCUUGCUUCAUUGAUGGGCAACAACAUCUUAAGCACUGUAUUUCCAACACAAAAACCCAACUGGGUUUCUUGCUUGUUGGGCUAUCUUGGCUAGCCAUAGGCACAGGUGGAAUUAGGCCCUGCAGCAUUCCCUUUGGCAUUGACCAGUUUGACUCAACCACUGUCGAAGGCAGAAAAUCAAUCCAUAGCUAUUUUAAUUGGUACUACACUUCAUCCACUGUGGUCAUGUUGAUCAACCAAACGCUGGUGAUCUACAUCCAAGACUCAGUUAGUUGGGCCUGGGGAUUUAGCAUCCCCACCCUCCUCAUGUCUUGUGCAAUUGCCCUGUUUUUGGCUGGCUCCCAAAUUUACCACCAUCUGAAGCCAGAAGGAAGCACGUAUGUCAGCUUUGCACAAGUUCUUGUUGCUGCCUACAAGAAGCGCCAUCUUAAGCUUCAUGACAACGAAAGGGUACUCGGAGUUUUCUCUGAUGUUUCAUUGGAUGGAAAUGUGGUGCUCUCCAAGCUCCCUCUCGCUGCACAAUUAAGCUCCUUGAAAAAAGCAGCUUUAGUGGUGGACGAUGACCUAAAAGAUGAUGGGUCUUGUGCAAAUCCGUGGAGGCUGUGCAGCAUCCAACAGGUUGAAGAGGUGAUAUGCUUCAUGAAAAUCCUUCCAAUAUGGGCUUCUGGUGGCAUCUGCUUCAUGACCUAUGCGCAAGAAGGAACAUUUGUAGUGUCACAAGCCCUCAAAAUGGACAGGCACAUUGGACCCAAUUUCCAAAUGCCUGCUGGGUCAAUCAAAAUGAUGUCAUUGAUCUCAUUAUGCAUAUGUCUCCCAUUCUACGACCGUGUCCUCCAACCGGCCCUAAAAAAGAUCACCAAACACGAAAACGGCAUCACAACUCUCCAAAGAAUAGGACUUGGGUAUUUGUUCUCGAUUCUGUUCGCAGCGGUGGCUGGACUGGUUGAGCAACAGAGAAGAGCUUCUGCUCUGUCACACGCUUCAGCCGAUGGCGUUGCUCCCAUGUCAUUGUUUUGGCUAUUUCCACAGCUAAUGCUCCUUGGCCUGUUUGAGUUGUUUGGCGUUGUUGGGCACAUUGAAUUGUACAACAAGGAGUUUCCUGAGAAGAUGAGGAGCAUUGCGAAUUCUCUGAUCUAUCUUUGCGUAGCUGGGGGUACUUAUUUGAGCACCUUGGUGGUGAGCAUUGUGUACAGAGUUACAGGGAAGCAUGGGCAGCCCAAUUGGUUGGGCAAUGAUAUCAAUGCCGGCAGACUGGACUAUUUCUACUUCCUAAUAGCUGCUCUCGGGGUGCUGAAUUUUGUGUAUUUUUGGUCCUGUGCUCGUGGAUAUACUUACAAUUACAAGGCCAACGUAAACGCAGUAGAGACUAUACAGACUGACAUUUUGGUUUAGACUUUUGUCCUGUGAAGUUGACUUCCUUUUUCACAAAAGCUCUGUAUUUGAACUUCAUCAAUAACCCUUACAUAUAUAAGUUGUUUGAGUUGCAAUUCUAAGCCCAAC